GCUCAAUGACCACGUUUAUCUCGGGCCGUUCGAUCGGAUCUAAUGCAUCCGAUAGAAACUCCAUCCACUUGAAAAGAGCGAGAUAAACGCUGACGCCUGAUUUUGAAUCGGAUGGAAGUCUUUAAAUCAAUCCUGUUUUUCAAUCGGAUUGGACUUUCUAAUCCGGAUCGAAAUCCUUCCUUUUUACGACAGAAACGCGAUUCAAAUGACACUUGUCAGCUGACCUGAAAAAUGGUAAACACCUCUAACCCUAACCUGACUUUUUGUUAUUUAUUUUCUUGUUAUUGUUAUGAAGUGUAAAAAGUAAAUUUUUGAAAAUAUGAGUUCUCUUCUUCAAAAAACAGUUAAACUGCGAAAAAGAAACAUUUGGACUUCUGAAGAAGUACGUUUUUUCUUGUCCUUGAUAGAAGAAAAACAGGUACUAGGCCUAAUGGAUGGGAAACGCAUUAGAGUUUCCGAUAUUUUUAAAACUCUAAUUGCACCCAUGAAAGAAAGGGGGUUCAUCAGGGAUGUAAACCAAUUGUCCGUUAAAUAUAAAAAUUUAAAAGCUGACUACUACAGAUGUAAACGACACAAUGCUAUUAGCGGUAAUGAUUAUAUUCAGUGUGAUUUUUACGCCGAGUUGGAUAAUCUUCUAGGAAAUCGUCCCUUAUCCCAAGUGGAUGGUGAUCAAUCUAUGGGUUUUCAGAGUAUAACCGAAGUGCCAGUUCACAUUGACCUUAUCUUAACAAAAGAAAGAUGCAUAAUUAUUACUGGCCGCGUGCUCAUAAUGUGUAAAUGUUUAGUUUUAGUUGUUGAUGAAAAUGACCCUGAUAUUAUCAACAGAAUCGAACCAAAUGUGCAUAUUGAAAUGUACGAAGAUGCUCCUGACAUAGAUGGGGCAAUACCUGGUUGCUCUAAGGACCCAGACACUCCAAAAACUACUGUUAAGGAUAACUUACCUACAACCACGCCAAAAAUAUCAAAAAAUGUUAUAAAAAAGAACAGAGAUUCGAAAAAGACUCAACAACAAUUACUAUUAGAAACGCUAGAUAAUAAUAGGAAAGAAGAUGCAGAAAAGGACAGAGAGCUUUUAGAUCGGUUGUCAAACCGAUCUGAACAAAUGAUGCUCAACUGUACAAAAAUGUUCCUAUCUGGAUUAGAAAAAAUAAUGAAAGGCAAAGAAAAGAAAAGAAAAUAUGAAGUUACCAGCAGUGCUGAGGACUCAGAUGAGGAUUAG
Ceutorhynchus assimilis (cabbage seed weevil) is the source of this 1219-nucleotide messenger RNA. The record is from the annotation of a GenBank genome assembly. NCBI's taxonomy places the organism in Eukaryota, Metazoa, Arthropoda, Insecta, Coleoptera, Curculionidae.